ACAACCCUUAUCUCCCUCUCUCUCUCUCGCCAAAUUUAGCUUUCAAGUUUGCAACUUUUCAUUCUUCUUUAGUCAUUCAAAUCCACCCCACAAUUUUUAUUUUUAUUUUUUUAAUUUUUUGGGGAGAAAAUGCAAGUAUCAGCAUGCAAUUUGUGGUCUCUGGGAGUGCCAACUCACACAAGCAGUGCUCUGAGACGCCGUGAGCUUUGUUUUGAUGGCAUGUCUUCUGUCUGUUCUCACUCCCAACACUCACCAAACGACGCCGUUCCUCCCAAACUCAUCUCCAUUUCAAGGAUUGUUCAAGAGCAAGCUCAGGAUUCUGGUGCAGUGCUGAGGAACAUUAUUCUGUCCCCAACACGACGUGUGUUAAUGGCGAGUUUGACUAUGUAUUCCUGUUUCUGUUCUUCAAGGUACUUGUCAGCCCUAGCAUUGGGAGAUCCAUCAGUUACACUUCAAGAAGUAACCCCACCUAUGUUUUCUUCUGGGCCCCUCUUUCCCACAGAGGAUCGAAUUGUCCAACUAUUUGAAAGGAACACAUACUCUGUUGUUAACAUCUUUGAUGUGACAUUGCGUCCUCAACUUAAUGUAACUGGAGUGGUUGAGAUUCCUGAAGGAAAUGGUUCUGGAGUAGUUUGGGAUGAGGACGGCCACAUUGUGACAAAUUAUCAUGUGAUUGGCAAUGCCCUUUCAAGAAACCCAAGCUCUGGUCAGGUUGUUGCACGAGUUAAUAUCCUAGCAUCAGAAGGGGUACAAAAGAAUUUUGAAGGUACACUUAUUGGAGCUGACCGUUUAAAGGAUCUUGCUGUCUUGAAGGUAGAAGCCCCUGAAGAUAUUUUAAGGCCUAUCAAGGUGGGGCAGUCAUCGUCUCUAAAAGUUGGGCAGCAAUGUUUGGCAAUUGGAAAUCCAUUUGGCUUUGAUCACACUCUCACAGUUGGGGUUAUUAGCGGCCUUAAUCGAGACAUUUUUAGUCAAACUGGUGUCACAAUUGGUGGUGGUAUUCAAACUGAUGCAGCCAUAAAUCCUGGGAACAGUGGAGGUCCUCUUCUGGAUUCAAAAGGAGGCUUAAUUGGGAUUAACACUGCAAUAUUCACUCAGACAGGAACAUCAGCUGGUGUAGGAUUUGCCAUCCCAUCUUCAACUGUACUUCGAAUUGUUCCUCAGUUGAUUCAAUUUGGCAAAGUUGUUAGAGGUGGUUUGAAUGUGGAUAUUGCUCCAGACUUAAUUGCAAAUCAACUCAAUGUUCGAAACGGAGCUCUUGUUCUUAAGGUUCCUGCAAAUAGUCUUGCUGCAAAAGUUGGGCUAAAUCCCACUACAAGAGGCUUUGCUGGUAAUAUAGUCCUUGGAGAUAUCAUUGUUGCAGUUGACAACAAACCUGUCAAGAGCAAAGCUGAAUUGUUGAAAGCAUUGGAUGAGUAUAAUGUAGGAGAUAAAGUAAUGUUGCUGAUUCAGAGAGGCAGUGAAAAGUUGGAUCUGCCUGUAGUACUUGAGGAACAGAGAUCUUGAGAGGGUCUAUAUGCAUUGGUAUAUUAUAGGAUUUAAUGUUUCUAAUAUUAUAAGAGAUAAUUUCAUCUCGUACACACUUUUACAUAUAAAAGUAUGAGGUAGGAUAUACUUAUCACAAAAAAUGUUUACCACAUUUACGACCAACUUAAUCACCGUUGAUUUCCGUCAAUCUAACGGUUAUAAUUUAUUGAGUUUAUUAGGAAUUAAUAAUUAAUUAAUAAGUGCGACCCAAUAAUUCUCAAUAAAUUAUAACUGUUAGAUUGACGGAAAUAAACGGUGAUUAAGUUGGUUGUAAGGAUGGUAAGUUUUUGUGAUGGUAAGUAUAAAAGUAUAUGGGAACCAUGUUUUAUCUUUCUCUCUCUCUUACCGCACAUUUUUAGGAAUAUUUUUUUCCCUAAAAAUGGA
This is a messenger RNA of Gastrolobium bilobum, 1908 nucleotides long. Its product is annotated as protease Do-like 8, chloroplastic. Gene Ontology annotation, molecular function: protein binding; serine-type endopeptidase activity. Gene Ontology annotation, biological process: proteolysis. The coding region runs from base 130 to 1503 and encodes 457 amino acids. NCBI's taxonomy places the organism in Eukaryota, Viridiplantae, Streptophyta, Magnoliopsida, Fabales, Fabaceae. The transcript is spliced from 13 exons. The record is from RefSeq and is a predicted model, not a curated record.